Carica papaya (papaya) is the source of this 1995-nucleotide messenger RNA. RefSeq names its product arginine biosynthesis protein ArgJ family. The record is from RefSeq and is a predicted model, not a curated record. Lineage: Eukaryota; Viridiplantae; Streptophyta; Magnoliopsida; Brassicales; Caricaceae. Gene Ontology annotation, molecular function: L-glutamate N-acetyltransferase activity, acting on acetyl-CoA as donor; L-glutamate N-acetyltransferase activity, acting on acetyl-L-ornithine as donor. Gene Ontology annotation, biological process: L-ornithine biosynthetic process; L-arginine biosynthetic process.
CAUAGUGAAUUUAAUGAGAUUUAACCCAAUUUCCACGAUAUGACUUCAACUACAAACUAAUAAUUAUUUGAUGAGUGUACCUCUUGCCUCCGAGGGCACUUAAAUUUGUCUCCUUAUACUGCUAUUUUGGAAGAAAUCAACGUAACUGUUGGCUCCAAGCGAACUUAAAUUUGUCUGCUUAACGCCGAGCGUUGUCUCUGAGCAGAAACCCCUAAAGCCCUAAACUCGCCAUUUUCGAAUUCCUACCUCAUCACAUUCAGCGGUGCAAAGAUGCAUUUUUGCGUUGCUCAUUCAUUAUCAAUGAAUCUCUCUCAACUCUUUACCUCAAAGACGUUAAGCAUGCGUGGUUUAUCUCGGAGAGAUUAUAAGGUAUAUGCUGUGGCUUCCACCGUGAAUGAAGCCUCUGAUCACAUACCAGCUGCUCCUAUUUUCCUUCCUGAAGGACCAUGGAAGCAGAUUCCGGGUGGGGUUACUGCUGCUAAGGGAUUCAGGGCCGCUGGCUUGUAUGCUGGACUACGUGCCAAAGGAGAGAAACCUGAUCUUGCACUUAUCACUUGUGAUGUUGAUGCCAUAUCUGCAGGGGCAUUUACGACGAAUUUGGUUGCAGCUGCACCUGUUGUAUACUGCAAAAAUGCAUUAGAUAUUUCAGAAGUGGCACGUGCAGUUUUAAUAAAUGCUGGCCAAGCAAAUGCUGCAACAGGUGAUGCUGGUUACCAGGAUGUGAUAGAUUGUGCAAAUAACCUUGCUAAGCUACUUCAAGUGAAGCCAGGAGAAGUGCUUAUUGAGUCUACUGGUGUAAUUGGUCAAAGAAUAAAGAAGGAGGCACUUCUAGCUUCCCUUCCAAAACUAGUUAAUUUUCUCUCAUCAUCCGUGAAAGGGGCAGAUUCUGCAGCAGUGGCGAUCACCACAACUGAUCUUGUUAGCAAAAGCGUGGCAAUUCAGUCAGAGGUUGGAGGAACCAACAUUAGGGUUGGGGGGAUUGCAAAAGGUUCUGGGAUGAUCCACCCUAACAUGGCUACCAUGCUUGGUGUAAUCACAACCGAUGCCCUUAUUGAAAGUACUGUCUGGAGAAAGAUGGUGCAAAUUGCUGUAAACCGAAGUUUCAACCAAAUAACUGUAGAUGGAGAUACUAGUACCAAUGAUACCGUCAUUGCUCUGGCCAGUGGGUUAUCUGGGUCACCCUUGAUCAAAUCUAUGAACUGUUAUGAGGCAACACAACUUCAAGCCUGUCUUGAUGUGGUAAUGCAAGGCCUUGCCAAAUCAAUUGCUUGGGAUGGAGAAGGAGCAACAUGUCUAAUUGAGGUCACAGUGACUGGUGCUAAUACUGAAACUGAUGCAGCAAAAAUUGCUCGCUCUGUGGCUUCUUCAUCACUUGUCAAGGCUGCGGUAUAUGGCAGAGAUCCGAAUUGGGGUCGCUUAGCUGCUGCUGCUGGCUAUGCAGGGAUUUCAUUCGACAUUAACAAGCUCCAAAUAUCACUUGGAGAUGUCUUGCUCAUGAAUGGUGGGCAACCCCUUCCAUUUGACAGGGCUGCAGCUAGUGACUAUCUCAAACAAGCUGGAGAGACUCAUGGAACUGUUGUUGUACACAUAUCCAUAGGUGAAGGGCCAGCUAGUGGCCAGGCAUGGGGCUGUGAUUUGAGCUAUGACUAUGUCAAAAUAAAUGCAGAAUACACAACAUAGAAUUUUUUCUUUGUGAACACACGAGUAACAAUACUCCAGUGCUAAAUGCAUUCCUGAUUACUCCCAAUUAUUCCCGAUAUAUCUAAAGCACUUCUGAUCUAGUUAUAGGCUUGUGCUUUUGUGUCAGAAUCUGUAACAAAUAUCCUCUUGCUUUUUAGAUCUAGCUCAUUUUGCCCUCUGCAAAGUCUCUUACAGGAAAUUUUGCACGAGCAAAAUCAGGGAUGUGAUAUAGACACAAAAAUCACUUAUGUAUGCGGAUGAAUUGUUUCUUUAUGAGAUAAAUGGUCAAAUUAUAAAUUGUCAGGUUAUAGGCAA